CCCGACAACGCCCCCUUCACUGCUGUACUCAAGUACGCGGCCGAAGAGUUCAAACAAACGCCGGCCACCAGUGCUAUCAUCACCGACGAUGGCGUCGGUAUAAACCCCUCGCAGACAGCGGGCGAUGUCUUCUUGAAACACGGAUCAGAGUUACGGCUCAUUCCCAGGGAUAGAGUGGGCGGUGGCCAGUGUUGACCCUCCCGUCCCCUUCCCCUCAAAACCUAAUCGUUAACCCAAUUGUCGU
Messenger RNA from Oppiella nova, 244 nucleotides. The record is from the annotation of a GenBank genome assembly. Lineage: Eukaryota; Metazoa; Arthropoda; Arachnida; Sarcoptiformes; Oppiidae.